Molecule: messenger RNA, 1176 nt
Organism: Cladocopium goreaui
Lineage: Eukaryota; Dinophyceae; Suessiales; Symbiodiniaceae
Source: the annotation of a GenBank genome assembly
CUUACCUUCUCAUUUUUUCUGAGCCAUGUGACCCCAAUGCGCCCUUGGCCGGCAGAUAUGCCUGGUGAGCUGGUUGCUCAUGGCAGCUCUAGAAAAGAGCGGCUCUUUCAGCCAGAUCCUAGCAGUGGAGAUGAGGCCUGUUUGCCGGACAAAGUGCCGCAUUCAAGUCGAAAAAAGAGGUGGCGCGUGAAAAAGGUCAAGUCAGCUUCGGAGCCAGCUUCGACAUUGAAGGUUUCUGAGUACACGGUGUCGCACCAGACAAACAACUGUGAGGCUACUGCACUUGCUAUCUUCAGGAAAAGCGGCUUCGUAGUCGUGGAGGAUGUGUUGAAUGAUGUGCAGUGCCGAGAAGUUCUGGAAGUGUGCAACGCAGUGGCGAAGGAGAUGGUGGGACCACACCGUGCCGGCAAUCGGGGGCAUGGUCGGUACUCAUUUGGAUGGGCAUCUAGCACUGGGUCGAUUCUGCAUGAGAGGGCCAUCGCCAGCAACUUGUUGAGUCAUGCUGGCAUGAUAUUGCAUCCGCUCCUGUGCAGUAUUUUCUGCUGCGAUGAAGGCAAGCCUCAAUUCUCAUGCUACAGUGGUGGUGGAGAUUUUGUGCUGCCUGGAGUGGAGGAGUAUCAGCCCUUGCACAGCGACAUCCAGGUGAACAAAAGCUUCAGCAUGAAGAUGCCUCCACCGUACCUCUCUGUGAACUUCUGCGUGCAGGCACUCACGGCUGAGAAUGGCCCUAUCCGCAUGAUUCCAGGCAAAACAGACCAUGAUUGGACGGGCAGAAAAGAGCCAGCGGAGUGGCGGAAUUCGCGACUCUUUCCCGUCCCAGCGGGAGCUGCCUUGGUUCGUGAUGUGCGAACGUUGCAUGGUGGCACUCCAAAUGUGUCCGAGCGGACGCGGUAUUUGCCGAGCAUUGAGUACGUCUCCACCGGGUUCAAAGAAGCUCGGCGCAAGGACAUGUUUCCGGCGGUGCGAUCGAUACCCCGAGAAAUCUUCAACGCUCUGCCAAAAAAGAUGCGUCGACUUUGCCGCGAUAUAGUUGCAGAAGAACCUGAGCCAGGAAACGAACUGGAAAAUGUGGAUCCGUGGAAAAGCCCAUGCUGGCACGGGGUCAAGUACAGGCGAAUGUGAGAUUUGUGUGCGCGAGCUUCGCGAAAGCGAAGAGGCAAAAUGCAGUCGAUUGAG